Messenger RNA from Epinephelus fuscoguttatus (brown-marbled grouper), 2516 nucleotides. RefSeq names its product innate immunity activator a (gene inavaa). The coding region runs from base 120 to 1898 and encodes 592 amino acids. Gene Ontology annotation, biological process: adherens junction maintenance; positive regulation of protein ubiquitination. The record is from RefSeq and is a predicted model, not a curated record. The transcript is spliced from 10 exons. NCBI's taxonomy places the organism in Eukaryota, Metazoa, Chordata, Actinopteri, Perciformes, Serranidae.
CCCAAGCGUCGCUCUCUGACCAGAGAAAGUCUGAACACCUCCUGCUGCUGAGAGGAUGCUGUAGAGGAGCAGAUAUACUCUAUAAGGUACUUCUAAGAACUGAAGAGCAGACAGUCAAGAUGACAGCCAUCGAGAGUAAAGAGGAGAUCAGUGACACUGACAGUGGGAUUAUCGUGCACUCUGGUCCAGACAGCCCCACGUCCCCGGUGAAAGACCUGACCACCAACACCAAAGCCCUGAAGCUGAAGCACCAGUCUCUGGAGGAGCGUCUGGAGCUCUGCCUGCUGGAGCUCAGGAAGCUCUGCAUCAGGGAGGCAGAGCUGACAGGUAAACUGCCCUCAGACUAUCCUCUGAUGCCCGAAGAGAAGCCACCUCGCGUCAGAAGGAGAAUUGGAGCCUCCUUCAAGCUUGACGAAGGUCUGAUCCAUCUGGAUAAACAGGAUUCAGAGUUGCAAGUGCUGGAAACUGACUUGGCCCUGCAGCGGCAGAUUUACGAAGCGGCCCGCAAGCUCUCCCUGGAGGACAAUCUCAGUAAGCCACAGAGGAAGAGCCGGCUGCAGCAGUGCAAGAGGGAGGAGAAGAAGGUGAAGACGCUGCAGGAGGCCGUGUUCCAGCAAAGGAUCAAAAGCGAGUGCAACUCACCGUGCAUCAGCAUCUCAGCCAGCCAAAACAAAGAUCUGAGCAUGUCUGACGACAGUUCCCUGUCUGAUGUGGUGGCCCUGGAUGAUGAUGUGGACUCGCCCAUCCCUCUGUCUCCUCCAGUGAUGGGCACUUCCUAUUCAGACCCCCUCCAGCUGUCAGACACGACUCUUCAGUCGUCCUUACAAUCAUCAAGCCAGCUCAGUGUGGAGUACGAGCGCUCUCCCAUCCAGAACUCUCCUUGGAAAGAGUCCAGUCUGGAUCAGCCCUACCAGAAGGCCACAAAACCUCUGUCUGCUUGCAGCAGCAGGUCCAGUAGUCCAGCAGGAACCCAGGUGUCUGCAGAGACCAGCAUCAUUCCUCUGUCUCAGUUUAUAAAGAACGCAGCCCUGCGUCACAACCACUCCACCAGCGCCCCCUCCACCCCAGAGCUGCAUGUACGCCGACAAUACUCUCAGUCCUUCAGACUUCCUAAAAGUAAGACACCUGCUGACAAGGAGCACCUCAGCUCAGAGAACAAUCGAGGGCGAGCCAGACUGCCCCAGCGGCGCUGCGUAGCUGACUUUAAGGUGCGCUCUCCAGAGUACUCCCCCUUGCGUCCUUACCAGUCCAGCUCAGAGGACAGCAGCUCGGAGCACUCGUCCUCCUCCUAUAUUAGCUCUCCAGGCAGGGACAGACCCACUGAGAUUCCGAAGCUCUGCCCACCGCCUUAUGGAUUCCACUUUGGCGCACAAAAGAAAGGGCACUCCAGCUUCUCCAGCUCACAUAAGAACAACAACCAGUCUCAGCCGAGCCCUGGCUACAUCAGGGCAAUGGCAGAAGAUGGCCCCCUCUCCCCUCAAGACCUGGACAUGGGAACAUGCUUCAUCUCCUCCCCUCCUCCUGUGACACACAGCCCUCAGCCAAGACAGUGGCAAGAGGGAGCAUCGUCUCCAAGGAGAAUCCUAAAGCCCCCUCCACCUUACACCAGGCUGGUGCGAACGCCCUCACUGAAGGAGUACCCAAACCACGCCAUCAGACUGAUGCCCAGGGAGAUCGUGUCAGAGGAGUUGAAGUCCUGGCAUCAGAGGAAUCAGCUGCAGAAGUUACGUCCGAGCUGCGUGGAUCAGCAGAGCCCCCUGAGUGUCAAGAGCCCCACUUCACCUCAUCUGCCUCCAUUUAAACAGGGUUCGGGUAAUGUGAUCCUCCAGAGAGCUGCAGACGGGACUCCAAUGCAGUGGUUCAUUGCAGAGGAUUCUGAGAUCGUGAGCCAGGUGUAACUCGAGACCUCUGCUCCUCUGCAGUGUGUUCAGUAGGAUGUGUUUAUUUAUCUCUGUAUUUAUUAAGGCUCUCUGUGAGAUUGUAUGUUGACAUGAUGCAGAAAACGUGGAGCUAUCGGCGCCCCGAUGAGCACACUUCUCUCUCGUCUUUUAAUUUAAAACUUGUAAGGUGUAAUGCCAGUUUUAUUUAUUUUAAAUUGUUUCCUAAUAGAUGUUUCUAAACCUCCUGAGGUGAAUUUAGGUUCUUACAAAAACAGAUUUUAAAACAAACUUGCUGUGGUUUCAGUAAUUUCUUUGUGUCUGGCACACAUUUUGCACAUGAAAUUAAUCUGCAGUAGUUUUCAAAUAAGCUUUUUCAUUCCUAAUAUAAUUAUUAAUAUUCUACUAUAUUUAUCUGUGAAAGUUUCUCCCUCGCAACAUGAAGAAUUAUUACUAAAAUGUUGAUACACCUUUUAAAAUGUGUUGCUCUUCUUUAUAUAGUUAAAAUUUAACAUCUAGCCAUGACGUGAAGUGAGCUGAAUUUUAACAUUUGCUAUUAACUCUUAAUAAUUAAUCACUGAUGCCUUAAAUGGUGGUUUGAUGAAUGUGUUCACUGCAGUAUGGUGUUUUCUUACUAAC